AUGGCACCUCUUGUACUGAAGAUAAAGGGGAGCAAAUCCUUUUUAUCAUUUGUGGACUUGGAUUCUGAAGAAGAGUUGUCAAAGACUUGGCAAGUAUGCACCAAAGUGAAAGAUUCUUUAGAAAACGGAUCAAGAUUGGAAAAUCUUUCUUGGCGACUUUGGUUCCGACAACAACUAUCGAAACAUCAAAAAACAUCUUCCUUAUCUGAAUGUACAGCAAAACAACUUGAUCGACACAAUUCUAUCAGUGUUGCAGCAAGAGAACGUCGAUCCCAACUAAAGAAGAAAACAAAAGAACAUCCGGUUUCAACCAAUGCAAUGACAUCAAUAGAUAGAAUGGAAACGGAUUCAACACCACCGGUUUCUGAUGAUGUUCCAAUGUACGAUAUGGAUCAGUCUUUUUACAACUUUACUCUCCCUCAGUUCACAUCUGACCAAGCUACCGAUCAAAGUAUUGAAUUAGAAAACAUUUUUGGUGCGUUGGACAGUGGCAACCUAUUCUUCAAUAACACCAACACUCAACCAUUACCAUUGGAUCCAUUGUCUUCAGCAUUACACAAUCCUUCAUUAUUGAAACAACAACAACAACAACAACAAUAUAUCAACUCCUUACCACCUACUACUUAUGCCUCUAUUCCAUAUGAACAACCAUCCUCUCAACAAUCCAUGUUUUUACAAGGUCGACUUACCGAUAAUGCUACCACUCCACCUAUCUGUUCCAACUGUGGAGCUCUGAGUACACCAUUAUGGCGACGAUCACCAGAUGAUCAAUUAUUAUGCAAUGCUUGUGGAUUAUAUCAAAAGUUACAUAAUACACCUAGACCAAAGACAUUGAAACCUCAUGGUAAUAAGAAAGAAGUACCACCAGACGAACCUCAAUUAGAAUGUAGUAACUGCGGUACAGGGAUUACUCCAUUAUGGCGAAGAGAUGACGAAGGAUCACCUUUAUGCAACGCUUGUGGAUUAUAUUUGAAAUUACAUCAUGAACAGAGACCUUUAUCCAUGCGAACCAAUGUUAUCAAGAAACGACAAAGAUAUGAUGGUGUGACUGGAGCGAAAACAAUGAAGAAACAAAAGGAUGAUGAUUCUGGAAUGGUAUCAUCUGCAAGUCAUUCUCUUAACCCUUCACCUGAAAUAUCACCUUCGACAGCAACAGCAAUGAUUCCUCCUCCUUCUUCUAAUCAACUCUAUUUACCACCGGCAGCUUAUCCUUUUGCAUCACAAUCCACCACUUUUUUUCAUCCAACACAACAGUCUCAGCAAGUAGUACAACAACAAUCACAGCAACAAUCACACAAUAUUGUCCAACUCAUGCAACAACAACAACAACAAAAUAAAUACUUCACGAAUAUCAAGAUGGAAGAUUUCAAAAUGUAG
This is a messenger RNA of Halteromyces radiatus, 1377 nucleotides long. RefSeq lists its product as uncharacterized. Gene Ontology annotation, biological process: negative regulation of transcription by RNA polymerase II; positive regulation of transcription by RNA polymerase II. Bases 1 to 1377 code for a protein of 458 amino acids. The record is from RefSeq and is a predicted model, not a curated record. Gene Ontology annotation, molecular function: DNA-binding transcription factor activity, RNA polymerase II-specific; zinc ion binding; RNA polymerase II cis-regulatory region sequence-specific DNA binding. The transcript has 4 exons. NCBI's taxonomy places the organism in Eukaryota, Fungi, Mucoromycota, Mucoromycetes, Mucorales, Cunninghamellaceae.